CCACUUGCCCAGAGUGUGGCUGAGCAGGAAUACAGAUCAAGUGUCUGAUUCUUGAGCCUGGAGAAGUUCCUGGGAGUCAUUUGUAGUCCUAGAAGGCUUGUAGGGUCCAGUCCUCCAUGAGGAGCCCAGACAUGGAGUCAUUCAAGCAACAGAAGGUAGAGGACUUUUAUGACAUCGGCGAGGAGCUGGGCAGUGGCCAGUUUGCCAUCGUGAAGAAGUGCCAGGAGAAGAGCACAGGGCUCGAGUUCGCAGCCAAGUUCAUCAAGAAGCGGCAGACCCGGGCCAGCCGGCGGGGUGUGUGCCGGGAGGAGAUUGAGCGGGAGGUGAGCAUCCUGCGGCAGGUGCUGCACCCCAACAUCAUCACGCUGCACGAUGUCUACGAGAACCGCACCGAUGUGGUGCUCAUCCUUGAGCUGGUGUCUGGAGGAGAGCUCUUCGAUUUCCUGGCCCAGAAAGAGUCACUGAGCGAAGAGGAGGCCACCAGCUUCAUUAAACAGAUCCUGGAUGGGGUGAACUACCUACACACAAAGAAAAUCGCUCACUUUGAUCUCAAGCCAGAAAACAUUAUGUUGUUAGACAAGAAUAUUCCCAUUCCACACAUCAAGCUGAUUGACUUUGGCCUGGCUCACGAAAUAGAAGAUGGAGUUGAAUUUAAGCACAUUUUUGGGACACCAGAAUUUGUUGCUCCAGAAAUCGUGAACUACGAGCCCCUGGGGCUAGAGGCUGACAUGUGGAGCAUCGGGGUCAUCACUUACAUCCUCCUAAGCGGAGCAUCCCCUUUCCUGGGAGACACGAAGCAGGAAACCCUGGCAAACAUCACAGCCGUGAGUUACGACUUUGACGAGGAAUUCUUCAGCCAGACUAGCGAGCUGGCCAAGGACUUCAUUCAGAAGCUUCUGGUUAAAGAGACCCGAAAACGGCUCACAAUCCAAGAGGCUCUCAGACACCCCUGGAUCACGUCAAAAGGAGAAGCCAGAGCCCCUGGGCAGCGGAAGACGCAGACCGCCCAGCUGAAGACCAAGCGCCUGAGAGAGUACACCCUCAAAUGCCACUCCAGCAUGCCCCCCAACAACACCUACGUCAACUUCGAGCGCUUUGCCCACGUGGUAGAGGACAUAGCUCGGGUGGACCAGGGAUGUCGCGCCCUAGCAGGGGCCCAUGACACCCUCCAGGAUGAUGUGUCAGCCCUGCUGUCCAUCUACAAUGAGAAGGAGGCUUGGUACCGAGAGGAGAAUGAGAGCGCCCGGCACAACGUGUCCCAGCUCAAGUACGAGUUCCGCAAGGUGGCAUCCUUGAAGAAGCUCCUUCGAGAAGACAUCCGGGCCACGGAGUCCAGCCUGGGCACCGUGUCCAGGAAAAUGGACCGUCUGCAGGCACAGUUCGAGGCUCUGAGGCGGGAGCUCUCGGCAGAUCUGCAGUGGGUGCAGGAACUGGUGGGCAGCUUCCAGCUGGAGAGUGGAGACGCAGCUGGCCUAGGCGCUGUGCUCCACUGGGACCCCAGCGAGUCCCUGUCAGAGCUGCUCAGCAGGUCGCGCGCUGAGGAAAUCCUGUGCAGCCUAAAGCUCUGAGCGCCUUGCCCUGUCAGUAACGUGUGCAGGAUGGUUUGCCAAGUGCACUCUCAUCCGCACCAGCUACAAUCGUCCUUCAGGGCAUGGGUCUGCAGCGCAGCCUACCCCUCCCCAGAAGCCACGUCACUCUGCACCUCCUCUUGCCAGCCUGCUUUUCUGAGAAGUGCCGGCAGAGCAGCCAAGCUGUGAAAACAGUUAGAGAUGAAUACCCCUCAGCAGCCCACUUCCCCAGAGGGGGGACAGAUGGCUGCCCCGGGGAGAUGCUUGCUAAUUGAUUUGUGAUGAUGCGCUGCUCCCCCCACAGACCGUAUGACUGCAUAUCUUGAGUAGUAGUUGAAUUAAGGAUAACAAAGUCAGCGUGGUGCUUUCCUGCUGCAGAAGUGGGGAUUUCAAAUGCAGAGAAAAUAAUACUGCCUUUCAUUUGAACUGACUUCUCACUUGGCAAGUCUUUGUGUCUGUGACCUCACUUCCUCCCCAGAGUGCUCUGAGCCAGGAAGGUGGGCAAUGAUAGGAUGAGGAUGAUGACUUCUGCCUCAGUGCGGAGGAGCUUGACUCGGAGAGGGAGAAUGACUCAGGAUCAUUCAUCGCCAGUAGAGACAGCUGAAACACAAACCCAGGGUGCCCGUCUCUCAGAGGAGUUCUGUGGGAGGACGUAGGAGGCUUAGCUGUAAAUAUUAAACUUUAGUGUUAAGGCUCAGAUCCCGGACACCAGGUAAGCAGCUGCAUGUGUUUGGCCAGGUGUGGAUGGAAAGCAAACACUUGCAGAGAUUGUCCCAGGAGCUGUGUCCCAGAUGGUGCCAUGUUCCUACCAGACCAACCUUCAUGACAGGAGGAAGGGGCAGCAUCUCCCUGUGCCCCAUCCUUUUCCCCCAACUCCUGUCUAAGCACUCCAACUUUGUGUUGAGAAUGAAGACCAAAAUGUGCUCAACAAAGAGAUUCCUUUUCAUAAGUGCUAGGCCAUUGGGCCCGGAAAGCCUAAGGAAUUCCAUGAGAGUUUUUGACAGGGGUGGACAUGAAGAUUGGGAAGGAUCAGGCUCUGUGGUCCCUUCACAACCCACAGCUUUGAGCAUCCCUCCCCGGGACUGUGUGAUUUCAUCCCCCUUUCCCUCGAGGAGGGAUGAGUCGGCAUUAAUCCUCGACAGAGCGUGGAAUAUAGACCCAGAAUUGAGCUAGAUGCUUGGGGUUGGCGGAAAAGACUAUAGAAUUUGGAGCUCUUCACAGCCUCACAAAACACCCCCCUGAGAAAUUUGAAUAGAAUGUUAUUCCCGGUUUAGAGAUAAGGAAACAGAGAGGCGAUGUGAUUUGGGCCUGAAUCACAUGAGUCACAAAGUGGGGGCCUUCUGGUGACGAGUCUGUGGCUCUUUCUGCUUCUCCCAAGUAUCCUCAGCUCCAGAAGUUUACCCUCUGUUGUGGAGGCAGACGAUACCCUGAAUCACCCAUCCCUUCACAAGUAAUUAUCAGGCGCCUACCAACUUAGAGACGCUGAGCUUGAGUCUGAGGAUAUGCCAGGUACCCAGCCUGAUUCCAGCCUUCACAGGGUUCUUAGUCCAGUGCAGGAGCCCAGCUUUGAUUAAGAAUCACAUGCAUGUAGCAUGCAGCUGCUCAGGUGCUAUGAGAGAGAAGCAAAGCCUGCAGCGGGAUUUGAUCUGGAAGGGCAGACGUCCUGGAAGCAGGCGACUGGGCCCUGCGAUCUGCUGAACAACAGGGCCAUCACCUCAGGGGACUGUGACCGGAGAGAAGCAUAGAAGGCUGGGCGUGCAAGGGCCGGGGAAAGCUGGAAGGGAGAGAGUAGGACUAUGGUGUAUCCAUGGCUGGAGAGGAGACAGGACCAGCGGGGCUUUGGCUAUGUUAAAGAGCUCUGCCCUUGACUCAGAGUCACGGGAAGCCACUGAGGGGACCUGGGCCCAGUGAGUGGCACGGCCUAGGAGUAGUUUCAGACAACAUAGGAAAUAUGGACCUCGUGAAACAUUUCCUUCACAAUCGGAUCUCCUUUUCUAUUAGUACGAUGGGUCAUUUCAAAUAGAUAUAAUAUUGUCUCAGGAUAUUUUACAUCAAAUAUAAGAAACCAUGAUCGAGGGCGGGGUAUUUAGCUCAGCAGUUCGAUGGCCUGCCUCACAAGCUCAAGGACCCAAGUUCAAUCCCCGGUACCAAAAAAAAAAAAGAAACCAUGAUCAUGAGGAGUGUCAUUACUUUAUACAUCAUUAAGAAAAACAAAGGCCAGUAUGGGAAGUCUAAGAGACCCCCCCCAAAAUAAACUGUGGCACCAUUGGUGAGUGGGUGAAUGAGAAAUAGAACCACUGUGCAGAAAGGGAGCAAGGAAUCAGUUGGGAUGACCCUAGGUCGGUGGACAGUCGCCCUGAGCGUGGGUGGCCUGGACUUCUAGUCCUCCUGCAGUUUUGCUUUUUGAAUGUGCAAUCAGUAUGACACUGAAGAACGUCAAGCUUUAAUGUCACACACACACACCCCACACACUUGCCGUCUGAGGCUGGUGGCCCCACAGGGCUGGCAGAAGCAGCACAUCAUCCCCUCCCUGACUUUCCUCCAGAUAGACAGUAAUGAUAAGACGACGCGGAUGCUUCCUGACCUCUGAGGCCCAAAAUGUGCAUCUAGACAUCACAGAAAGAUGGCAUAUUUGAAAGCCUUGAUUCCUCGAAUGGCCUUUACAGUCUCUUCAAAGACUUACCUGCCCUCUCAUGGGACAUCAUAUGCUGGCUUGAUAUAAACCACUGCAAAUAUUAAAGGUCCUUUGGCUGUGCCAACAGAGAUUGAGUUAUAUAGCCAGGUUUUCCUCCCAAGGUGGAGAGGCCACACACAGGGCAAAGUAACUUGUGAAGAUCAAAAUAAAUACAAUGAAAG
This is a messenger RNA of Fukomys damarensis (Damara mole-rat), 4424 nucleotides long. RefSeq names its product death associated protein kinase 2 (gene Dapk2). Gene Ontology annotation, molecular function: protein serine/threonine kinase activity; ATP binding. The record is from RefSeq and is a predicted model, not a curated record. Gene Ontology annotation, biological process: protein phosphorylation; intracellular signal transduction; positive regulation of apoptotic process. Lineage: Eukaryota; Metazoa; Chordata; Mammalia; Rodentia; Bathyergidae. Bases 117 to 1568 code for a protein of 483 amino acids. The transcript has 10 exons. Gene Ontology annotation, cellular component: cytoplasm; nucleus.